Messenger RNA from Necator americanus (New World hookworm), 1218 nucleotides. RefSeq lists its product as uncharacterized. The transcript has 2 exons. The coding region runs from base 1 to 1218 and encodes 405 amino acids. NCBI's taxonomy places the organism in Eukaryota, Metazoa, Nematoda, Chromadorea, Rhabditida, Ancylostomatidae. The record is from RefSeq and is a predicted model, not a curated record.
AUGUCGGUAAGAAAUCGUACGGCACCCGGUCUCGACAGAAUAAGACCAGAACACCUGAAGAGCCUUCCGCCAGUACUCAUCAACACCUUGGCGAGGCUCUUUACACGUUAUCUGUCGGAAUGCAAGGUUCCUAAACAGAGGAAGACCAGCAAGACCGUGUUGUUGUAUAAAAAGGGAGAUCCACAUGACAUCGGCAACUAUCGUCCAAUCUGCCUACUGUCUGUCAUCUACAAGCUCUUUACAAGAGUGAUCCUUAAAAGGAUUGAAAAAGUCUUGGAUGAAGCGCAUCCAUGCGAGCGAGCAGGGUUUCGAAAAGGAUUCAGCACGAUUGAUCACAUUCACACUGUUUCGAAACUCACCGAGGUAUCACGAGAGUACAAGAUGCCGCUCUGUCUCACCUUCAUCGACUUGAAGGAGGUCUUCGACUCAGUUGAGAUGGAAGCGGUCGUAGAAGCCUUGGACAACCAGGGCGUCCCUACUCAGUACAUAAAGCUGAAUCUCCAAAAAACGAUGUUCAUGCUCAACGGAUGGGUCUCGGAUCCCCCAUUUACGCUCAAGGGACCGAACAUAUCCGAAUGCAUCUGGUACGUAUAUCUGGGUCGGGAAUUGAACAUGAUGAACGACCUGACCCCUGAGCUGGGCAGGAGGAGACCAGCGGCUUGGGGAGCGUACAAGAGCAUCGAGGAUGUAGUGAAGAAGACCAGGAACAUCCGGCUCCGUGCUCACCUCUUCAACACCACCGUACUUCCUGCUUUGACCUAUGCUUCGGAAACCUGGGCAUUUCGCAAGCAGGAAGAAAACGCGGUGAGCGUCAUUGAACGCGCAGUUGAGAGAGUGAUGCUAGGAGUAUCCCGUUUCACGCAAGUGAGGGACGGGAUUCGAAGUUCUCUCCUACGUCAACGAUCGAAGAUUAGAGACGCCGUCGCGUUUGCCAAGGAAAGUAAAAUAAGGUGGGCCGGACACGUGAUGCGCUUUAGCGACAACCAUUGGACCAGGGCCGUGAGCGACCAGGUUCCCCGCGAUAUUAAGCGCACUACAGGAAGACCGCCGACCCGAUGGUCAGAUUUCUUCACGAAGUCCGUCAGAGAAAAGUAUGAUGCUCUUCGUGCCCCACGCAAAAGGAGGAACCACUGGGCUACUCUGGCACGCGAUCGGGACAAAUGGAAGAAUUAUUGGCGCCCGCUCGACCAGUUCGAAGAUCAACGAGAGUCAAGGUGA